Messenger RNA from Anopheles merus, 682 nucleotides. RefSeq names its product cuticle protein 19-like. The record is from RefSeq and is a predicted model, not a curated record. Bases 50 to 571 code for a protein of 173 amino acids. The transcript is spliced from 2 exons. Gene Ontology annotation, cellular component: extracellular matrix. NCBI's taxonomy places the organism in Eukaryota, Metazoa, Arthropoda, Insecta, Diptera, Culicidae.
AACGCUUCGGAGGACAACUUCAGCAAAGCCAACCUAACCUAAGCGCAAAAUGUUCAAACUAUCGUUUGCCGUGCUGGCCCUGCUGGGAGCUGCACUAGCCUACGAGCAUCACGGAUUCGUCAGUGAGGUUAAGCACAUCCCGUACAAGUACUUCGGUGGCGGCAGCAUUGGCGGUGGACAGGGUGGAUUUGAGGGUGGCAUCGCAGGCGGAAUUGGCGGUGGAUUCGAGGGCGGCUACGAGGGUAAGGACUACUAUGCCUACCCGAAGUACAAGUUCGAGUACGGAGUUAAGGACUACCACACCGGUGAUCACAAGAGCCAGUGGGAGGUGCGCGACGGCGAUGUGGUGAAGGGCGAGUACACGCUGGAUGAGCCGGACGGUUCGACCCGUAUCGUGAAGUACCACGCCGACAGCAAGAACGGAUUCGAGGCCAUCGUCAAGAACAUUGGCAAGGGAGGACUGCAGCAGGAGGGUGGCUCGAUCGGCGGUGGCAUCGAGGGCGGUAUCGGCGGAGGAUAUGGAGGAUACGGCCACGGCUACAGCUACAGCAAGCUGAAGAAGUUCAACUAAAACCAUUGUCCCCCUAAGUAUUAGCGAAAAUGAGGAUCUACUGAUAUUGAUUGUGUACAGGAAAAAAUAAGCAGCAACAUGAAAUAAUACAGUUUCUAUGAAAUUGAACAC